This is a messenger RNA of Drosophila suzukii, 1545 nucleotides long. Its product is annotated as retinol dehydrogenase 13. The record is from RefSeq and is a predicted model, not a curated record. Lineage: Eukaryota; Metazoa; Arthropoda; Insecta; Diptera; Drosophilidae.
CUCCGUCACAGAUGACCGAAAAUAUCGAUAACCAGCUGUUAACGAGCGCUGUUAACCUCAACAGCGUAAACACAGCUGUUUUCGUUUACUAACCAAUUUGUAUAUUUUUGUUUUCGUAAAAUGUCACUAUUUGCAUUUUUGAAGAGCCGCACCGUGUUCUGGCUGAGCCUCACAGGCACCACGACGGGAUUUGCAUUCUUUGUCAAGGACCUUAUGCAAGGCGGUCAGUUCACCAAAGAAACAGAUGAAACCGGCAAAGUGGUCAUCGUGACGGGCGCCAACACGGGGAUCGGCAAGAAAACGGUCAGGGAGAUUGCGAGGCGCGGUGGCACUGUCUACAUGGCCUGCAGGAAUUUGAAAAAGUGUGAGGAGGCCCGAGAGGAAAUCGUUCUGGAAACGAAGAACAAAUAUGUGUACUGCCGUCAAUGUGACCUGGCUUCCCAGGAGUCCAUCCGCCACUUUGUUGCUGCCUUUAAGCGGGAACAGGACCACCUCCACGUACUUAUCAACAACGCCGGUGUCAUGCGCUGUCCCAGAUCUCUCACCUCAGAUGGCAUUGAACUGCAGCUGGGAGUGAAUCAUAUGGGCCAUUUCCUACUCACCAAUUUGCUGUUGGACCUGCUAAAGAAAUCCGCUCCCAGUCGGAUUGUUAAUGUCUCCAGCUUGGCGCACACUCGUGGAGAAAUUAACACAGGCGAUCUGAACAGCGACAAGUCCUACGAUGAGGGCAAGGCCUACAGCCAGAGCAAGUUGGCUAAUGUACUUUUCACAAGGGAGUUGGCCAAGAGAUUGGAGGGCACCAAAGUGACGGCGAAUGCCCUGCAUCCAGGUGUGGUGGACACGGAAAUAAUCCGGCACAUGGCCUUCUUCAAUAACUUCUUUGCUGGACUGUUUGUGAAGCCACUGUUUUGGCCCUUUGUUAAGACUCCCAAGAAUGGUGCUCAGACCACAUUGUAUGUGGCUCUGGAUCCCGAACUGGAUAAGGUGACGGGACAAUACUUCAGCGAUUGCAAACUAAAGGAAAUGGCACCAGCUGCCACCGACAGUCAGACGGCGAAGUGGCUCUGGGCAGUCAGUGAAAAGUGGACCACGCCUACGAUGAUCAAAAUACACUAACAACAGUACUCCCAUUUAUCUUAUUUUAGUUGUGCUAACUUGGCUUAGGUCAACUUUAGCCGGCUAAAAGACAGUUGAAAGCUCAUAAUUUGAAUGCGUACGAACGUUUGUACUCGGAAACCGGUUAGGGGCAAUUUCUACAUCAUUUGUUUAAAAUAGAUAUGUAUAUCCAUUACAUUUUUAACUUGAGCCUUCGGUCCAAAAGUUUAGGGUCAUUUCACCAGUGGGAAACAUUCAAGCCGUCGGUAAAGUGACUCGGUUUUCGGCUCCUUGUCGCAAUUAUCUAUGCUAAAUGUGUUGAGUAGUGUUUCCCUGAUUACAGGCUACUUGUAGAACCCGGCACUAUCAGUUUUAUCAGUUGUCGUCCAGUAAUCGCAGUGGCGAUCACUUAAAAACUCGCAAAAUUUUGCCCGCGUUGGCACUCUGCAA